Molecule: messenger RNA, 432 nt
Organism: Mesorhabditis spiculigera
Lineage: Eukaryota; Metazoa; Nematoda; Chromadorea; Rhabditida; Rhabditidae
Source: the annotation of a GenBank genome assembly
AUGCCCGACGCGAUCCGGAGCGACGGGGAAUCUGUCGGGGAUUCCGACGUGUCCGACGUGGACGAUGAGGAAGAACACCACUUCGACCUCGCGGCUUUUGAGCGCUACUUCCGGCAACGCGAAAUGAUAGAGAACGAGCUGGCCCGCGUGCGAGAAUUGCUCAGAACGCCGCCUCCCGAGCCCAGCAGCUCGGCGCCGCGGAAUUCGCCGGCGAGAAGUGAUGCGACAGAAGAGUCGGAAACGGACGAGGAUGAGUCGAUCCCGAUCGACUACGACUCCGCAUCAUCCGACACGAGCGAUAGCUAUUACGAGCCGGUGAUGGGGGCGCCCAGGACUAGCCGGAUCAUCGCAAUCGGACGUCGUGCUCACGAACUUGCCGCAACGAACCUGAGCCCGGCCGAACAAGCCGAGAUUCUCGCCGCCGAAUUCCCG